Molecule: messenger RNA, 1686 nt
Organism: Eremothecium cymbalariae DBVPG#7215
Lineage: Eukaryota; Fungi; Ascomycota; Saccharomycetes; Saccharomycetales; Saccharomycetaceae
Gene: COQ8
Product: protein kinase COQ8
Exons: 2
Coding region: 1-1686 (561 amino acids)
Biological process (GO): ubiquinone biosynthetic process
Cellular component (GO): extrinsic component of mitochondrial inner membrane
Molecular function (GO): kinase activity
Source: RefSeq, a predicted model, not a curated record
AUGGUUUCUGCUAGAUCUCUAUAUAAUACGGCCCGCGUGCUGAUGUCAGCUAAGGAUGUAGUUGUGGGUUCUCUUAAUAUCGGUAAAGAAUCUUUCAUGUCAUGGGUAUCUUCAAGAGUUGGUGGUCGGAAAACAGUGCUGUCGGAUUUGCUACAGAAGGAUGAAAGGCAGUGGGAAGCAGCCAAGCGUCUGUCUGCAGAUAUAAAGAACGCUAGUGGGGCUGGUAAGUCGAAUUCCGGGGGGUUGGCAGGCAAGAUAGGUGUGAGACAGUACUCCACUGAUUCUAGGAAACAACGAGAUCCAAAUGAUGGAGAUAAAUGGUACCAGGAGCAACAAGAGCAGAAACGGAGGCAAAGACAGGAGUUACAAAGUUCUCAAAUUCCUAGCACCCGUAUUUCUCGGUUGUUCCAUUAUGGUUCGUUAGCUGCAGGUGUUGGGCUUUCUGUUGCAUCUCAGGGUCUCUCUAACCUUGCCCAAGGCCAGAGUCCUAGCAUGAAGUCAUUGUUGCUAUCUGAUACUAAUAUGGAUCGUAUCGCAAAGAAACUCUCUCAGAUGCGGGGAGCUGCAUUGAAGAUCGGUCAGAUGAUGUCUUUCCAAGAUUCCAGGAUACUACCUCCUGAGAUGUACCAAAUUUUAUCCCGUGUUCAAAACAGCGCGCAUUAUAUGCCGCCAAGGCAAUUGGAUAGGCUGCUGAUUCGUGAGCUUGGUAGAGAUUGGGAGAGUAAAUUCGCUAGUUUUAGUAGGAUCCCAAUAGCUGCUGCUAGUAUUGGACAGGUCCAUGAGGCCACUUUGCCGGAUGGUACCGAAUGCGUGGUCAAAGUGCAAUAUCCAGGCGUGAGGGAUUCGAUCGAUUCUGAUUUGAAUAACGUAUUGAUGCUUUUGACGGCAACUGCGUUCCUUCCAAAGGGCUUGUUUUUAGAUAAGACUAUUGCCAAUGCACGGAAGGAGUUGAAAUGGGAAUGCGAUUAUCUCAGAGAAGCGCAAGCAUUAAAAGAAUUUGGUAAACUUUUGAAAGACGAUCCUGUAUUUGUGGUACCACGUGUGUUCGAUGAGCUUACCACUUCCAAUAUCCUUACUAUGUCUAAGAUGACGGGAAUUGAGAUUAUGAAGUUGCCAAAAGAACUUGAAACUCAAGAAAUCCGUGACUUCAUUUGUGAAAACAUCAUGAGACUUUGUUUGCAAGAAAUUUGCCAAUUCAAAUACAUGCAAACAGAUCCAAACUGGGCCAAUUUUCUAUACAAUCACGGCACAGGAAAGAUAGAGUUGUUGGACUUUGGUGCGUCUAGAUCUUUCCCAGAGAAAUUCAUUCGCAAUUACCGUAAGACUCUCACAUAUGGGACGCAAAACAACCCAGAUGGUGUUCGUAGAAUGUCAAAGGAGCUUGGUUAUUUGACUGGCUCGGAAUCGGAAAUUAUGGUGGAUGCCCAUGUUGACAGCGUAAUGGCUCUCAGUGAGCCAUUUUCCGGAGAUCCCAAAAUCCCAUUCGACUUCUCUAACCAAGAUGUUUCAGAUAGAGUUCGGGGUAAAAUUGGAGUGAUGUUGAAUGAGAGGUUAUGUCCUCCUCCUGAAGAGACGUAUUCAUUGAACAGAAAGUUCAGCGGAGUGUUCUUGUUGUGCGCUCGGAUGAACUCCAAGGUUCACUGCGCAAAACUAUUUGAAGAAAUCUUUGCAUUAAACGAAGACUGA